AUGACCGAAGAAGUCUUUUGCGAGGCGGAUAUCGCACCAGGGCCCCUGGUGGUGACUGCCCAGCGCGUGUCGGUGGCCGACCCAACAGUGCCCUACUCGUACGAGGAGAUGGUCAUCCUCGGAGGGAGGCCGAAGCAGUUCAGCAGCAAUCUCUUCAGCAUCGCGCUCACGUUUUCGCCCACGGUCUGGAUGCUGAUCGUCGCCAGCCUUCUGGCGUGUGGUUUGCUCCACUACGUCAUCGAAAUAGCCUUGGGAGCGGGCAAAGAGAAAUCUCGUGGUCCGGGAUACUUCAUUUGGCAUUUCGUCGCCAGCGUUCUUUCAGAGACCGUGUCCUGUUGGAGCAAGCCGAACCCCGUCAGCCAGCGUCUGGUCACGGGCUUUUGGCUGAUAAGCGUCAUCUUGGUGACCACUUUCUUUACGGCGUUUAUGAAAGCCAGCCUCCUGGUCAAGCAAGAUGUCGAACGAAUCUGGGAUAUAGAGGAUCUGGCACGGGAGGAGAAGAUACGACCGGUGUUGCUGCGCGGGUCUGGAUUCUAUCAGGCCAUGAAGUUCACGCGCGUGGAGUCGUUCCAGAAGGUCUACCGGCGUCUGGUGGAGCAAGGCGGUGCGCUGCCGGCCGCACAGCUGUUCAGCUUCUCGACGCUGCAAGACAUCCAGGCCGAGCGUGCAGCCAUGCUCUUCACGCGUGUGGCCAUCAAUCGGCGGCUGCACCGCUACUGCCCGAUGCUGCACGGCGAGUUCUACUACGCCCGGCAGCCGGUCACCCAGGUGCCCAUGGCCAUGUUCGUGCGCAAGGGACUGCCCAGGGCCGUACGACGUACGCUGGACGCCAAGCUAGGCCAGAUGCGUGAGGGUGGACUGCUGGACAAGUGGUUGGCCGAGAUCUCCGCUCCGGGUUGCGAGUCCGUUGUGCCGCAGGCGUCGCCAUCUCCGGAGUCUGACGAGGGAGAGGCAUCCGCUAGCCUUGAACACUCCCUGGCCACGUUUCUGUUGCUUGGCCUUGGGCUAGGCCUCGCCGUCAUAGUGCUACUCCUCGAGAACCUCGCUCACUUCCUCGCUACGAGAAAGCCGCACGCGGAGAGGACGCGGCGACGCUGGAUAAAUGCUGCCCCGCGCUAG
Rhipicephalus sanguineus (brown dog tick) is the source of this 1119-nucleotide messenger RNA. RefSeq lists its product as uncharacterized. Gene Ontology annotation, cellular component: membrane. Gene Ontology annotation, molecular function: ligand-gated monoatomic ion channel activity. The transcript has 6 exons. Bases 1 to 1119 code for a protein of 372 amino acids. NCBI's taxonomy places the organism in Eukaryota, Metazoa, Arthropoda, Arachnida, Ixodida, Ixodidae. The record is from RefSeq and is a predicted model, not a curated record.